Messenger RNA from Motacilla alba alba, 3168 nucleotides. RefSeq names its product olfactory receptor 4D1-like. Gene Ontology annotation, molecular function: olfactory receptor activity; G protein-coupled receptor activity. Lineage: Eukaryota; Metazoa; Chordata; Aves; Passeriformes; Motacillidae. Gene Ontology annotation, biological process: G protein-coupled receptor signaling pathway. Gene Ontology annotation, cellular component: membrane. The transcript has 2 exons. The record is from RefSeq and is a predicted model, not a curated record. Bases 348 to 1337 code for a protein of 329 amino acids.
GGUCAGGCCAGCUAGUGCAGGGAAAUGAUCCCACCCCUCCUCAGUGCAGGACUGCGUCAAGACCAGCACUCCAGGACAAGAAUACAGUGAUACAUACGCUGGACUGACUUCCUUGGAGGGUCUCCAAAUUAAUCGCUGGGCUGGAUCACAUGACAUUCAAGGAGAGGCUGAGAGAACUGAGUUUGUUCACCCAUACAGAAGAGAAGGCAGAGGGAAAACCUGUGUAUAACUAGCUGAUGAGAUGAGGAUAUAGAGGAUAUAGAGCCUUCCUGGGGGUCUACAACAACAAGAUGAAAGGGAACAGACACUAAUUGGAACAUCCUAAAUUCUCACUGAAUGGAUAAAGAAUGGAAUCACAGAACAUCACCACCACUGUGACAGAAUUUGUCCUGUUGGGCCUGACACAGAGCCACAAGCUGCAGUAUUGUCUCUAUGUGAUCUUCUUUCUCAUCUAUGUAAUAACCUGGCUGCUGAACUUCACCAUCAUGGCCACUGUGGCUGUGGAUCACAAGCUCCACACUCCCAUGUACUUUCUCCUGGCCAACCUCGCUUUCCUUGACGUCAGCGAUUCCUCAGUCAACACUCCCAAACUGCUGUCAGGCCUCCUCACCCAGCACACAAUCAUCUCCUUCAACCAGUGUUUCCUCCAGAUGUUCUUCUUCCAUUUCAUUGCAGGUGCGAUGGCGUUUUUGCUGCUGGCGAUGACGGUGGAUCGCUACGUGGCCAUCUGUGAGCCCCUGCGCUACCUGUCCGUCAUGAACUGGAACACCUGCACAGGGCUGGUGGCAGCUGCAUGGCUGGGAGGAUUUCUUCAUUCUAUUACACAAACUGGCUUUCUCCUCCAGCUGCCAUUCUGUGGCCCAAACUUACUGGACAAUUUCUACUGUGACGUCCCUCAAGUCAUCAAACUGGCCUGCACUGACACUCACAUGGCUGAGCUACAGAUGGUGUUGAAUAGUGGAGUGAUCCUCAUCAGCCUGUUUGUAAUCUUGAUUAUCUCUUACAUUGUCAUCUUGCUGAAGAUAAGGACGAGCAUCACAGAAGGGAAGCGAAAAGCUCUGUCCACCUGCGGAACACAGAUAACUGUUGUGAGCUUAAUAUUCAUCCCCUGCAUCUUCACCUAUGCCCAGCCUUAUAAGAAAUACCCUAGGGACAAGGUGGCCUCUGUUGUUUACACUGUGGUCACUCCAAUGCUAAACCCAAUGAUCUACACACUCAGAAACACUGAGAUGAAAAAGGCCAUCAGGAGAACACUGGGGAAAAUAUUUCUGUCAGCAGGGAAACAGAAGCCAGAGCGGACAGUAGAUCCAAAGACAUCAACUCUGGUGUUCCCAUGACAAAACUGUGUUCAUCACUGAUAUUCCUGCACAGAAGAAUGUAGGGUGCCCCCGACUCUGGGAAUGAUUGGUAUCUGACUCUAUUGAUUCAGAAUGCUGAACAAUUGCUUUGUUAAACUAUGCUGUAUUACAUUAAUACCAUAUUUAUGUUAAAGAGAUACUAUACUAUACUAAAUUACGUACUAAAGAAAACUUGUGACUGUCUCUAGUUAGUUAGGACAGCAUUUUCAAAUUGGCUAAGGAAACAAAACAAUCCUCAGCAGAACCUAAUUACUAAAUCUUUUCAGGUAAACAAUUCUCUUAACACAUUCCACAUGUGUAAAAACAACAGGAGCAGUAAGUAGAGAUAAGAAUUGCUUUCUCUUUCUUCUCUCUGUGCUUCUCCAGGAAAAAAACCUGGGUGAGAGAAUUAUCUCUCUCUCUGUUCAGAGAAUGUGAAUGCCACAAUUCCUGCUCCUUCAGUAAGUGAGCAACUUUCUAGAUGUGAGAUGGGGACAACAUUCACCUCCCAUCAGCUUAGGAAGGUCAGUCACAUGGAGUGAGCAGCAUGGUGGAAUGUCUAGGGCCGAAUAAAAGUUGUCUGCAAUGGAUCACUGCAAAGACACCUCCACGACACACCAAACCCCAAAGGACAAACAGCCUGGUACUGACCAUGCAGGGGGCCCUUCCCACAGCCGAGUUCUCUGCUGUGGAAACCACUCCAGCAUGUCUCACUUCUCUUCAGCAUUCUGGUGUAGUUUCAUCUCUAAAUUAGCACUGAUGCCUUACUGAGCCUGCAAAUAAAACAACACACUUUGGAGAUAAUAUUUGUAUGGGGGGGAAUCUAAAGGUUGGUCUUUAUUGGAGGCCUCCAGUGACAGACACAGAAAAUGUCUGGAAAAUGUCCACAAAAUGCUCACCCCCAACAGAGUUCUAUAAGUUAAGCAAAUUAGCAUGUUUGACAAAAAUCACCAAUUAGGAGCACAAGAGGUGAAGCAAUUUCCCCCAGUUCAACCUUCUCUGAAUCCUCCCCCCUCAGAUGGAAACUAAGUUUUGUUUAUAAAAAUAUUUCUCAAAGAGCUGGUCUCAGCCUUGGUUCCUAGGGAGAGCUGAGGGGCCUUGGAAUGUGUUUUUUCUUUCUGCCUAUCAGGGCAAGGAAAAGUAUUAGGAAAACUAGCUAGACUACAAUAAUAGGCUGCAGAGGCACAAAUAUUUGUACAAAGAAUAGAGAGAAUAUAUGAAAGAAAAAAGGCAAAAAUCAAUUUGGCCUCAGCACAAUGGCAUCUGUACAUUCCUGCAUUGGUAACUUCACCAGCAAUGCUGAGACAGAGAAAAAGCAUUCUGAAAAUGCUUUAGUGGGAGAAAAUUAUCAGACCUGUAAGGAUUAUUUAGGCUUAGAGCUGUUUGAGUUUAAUUCCCUUAGAGAGACAAGUGAGAAAUGAAAUCCCUCUUGACAGUAGAAACAAAAAUUUCCCACAAAACAUGUAAACAACUGAUGGGGAGAGAAACUGAUAGGAGGAAGUAGAACUCAGAAUAAUAAAAGGAAAAAAAAAAAAGAAAAGAAAGUAAUACAAGAAAACAAGAGGAAAAACCUCCUUAUGUCACUUUUUGAUGCUUUGUCAAAGGUCAAAAUAAUUAUAGAAUUGUGGCAUCAGCUGUGGUUCUGGAGUGCUGACUUGGAUGUCUUAAUUAAAGCUCUAAGGUGCAUGAAUUUAUAUGUCAUUACUUAUUGUAUUUAUUAUUUCUUGUAACUUAUAUAAUUCCUGAACCAUGUGGCCUCGAGAAGCCAUUGUGUAGAAUUCUCCAGAUCACUUAUUAAUUCAAAAAUUCAAUAAAUCAAACAUUUUUUCUU